AGCGACAUCGUUUACGAGACUGAAGAGCGAUGCUGGAGUCGCUGCUGCGCGCGCGGCUGCUGUACGGGGCGGUGGCCAUGUCGGCUGGUGUGUUCGUGUUCUCGUUCCUCCAGGAGCGCGAGGAGAUGGAGGAUCAGGAGAUUGAGCUAGCGGAGCGGCCUGUGAGCACGGAGCUCUUCUUCCAAGCCAUGGAGAACAUGCCGCAGCUAUCGCCCCAGCAACGGCUGGAAAUGCGGCGCUUCUGGCGCAAUUUGACCAAUAAAAAACAGCUAAGACGACUAAGUAUCGGUAGUAGCGACUCUCUCGAUGCUGAGCAGGAGAUCAAUACGGAGCUGGUGGUCAGGGACGUACAGCUCUUCGCACAGGAAUACAAACGUGUUUUCCCGGACAUUUUCCCUGAGAAGCAGGUGCUCGACGCUGCGGAGAAAGCUGCAGAUGUGGCGGACCAGCACUCCACAGCAUGGAGCGAUAUCGUGGGCAGUACGAGCACGAUGAUCGUGUCUACAGGCAAGAGAUUGAACCAUAUUGCCAAAGAUACGAAAGACGAGGUGCAAUCGGUCAUGCACCGUACUGUGAGGAAAGUGCUGGAGAGAGCGCUGGAUAUUGUGGCGGCUAGAUUGAAGCAGACACUGAAGGACCCCGAUAUGCCCAGCUACUUGAAGACGAAUAUUGACAUUGGCAUUGAGCAAUUUAUGCCGGACGUCAAGAUGGAGAUUUUCCGGAAGACACGAGAGCUAUUUGGACAAGAUCCAGGGACCAAUGAGGAUGGAGGAGCUGGUGUCGUCCCAGUCACGAGCCGAAGAUUCGGGCUAUUUCGACGUGCUCGUGGCCAUAUUCUGCACCAUUUGUUCCCUCAUGACAAGACGAUUUGGAGAUCAUUUAAAGACCCAUGGUGGAUCCUUUAUACGAGUGUGGGUCUUUUGCCCGACAAGACCAAUGAGCAUCAAUUGUGUCAGUUCAUCGUGGGAUUCAAAGCCGCGCAGUUCAUUACGCUCGGUAUCAUGCACAUGAUGCUUGGCGUCUUUAUGUACGUGAAAUGUGUGACACAAGGCUCCAUGCUGGCGUGUCAAAGUGGCGGUGGCCCUGCCUUGAGCGAUGGGACGGCUUGUUUCUUCGUGCUCCAGAUUGUUCUCGUCUGGGCAGCUUUCUUCCGCUUGCCUUACACAGUUCGUCCGCAAGAAACAGCGUUGUACCGGACAAAGUCCAUGGAGAUGCGGGAACGUGGAGCGUUUCGCGAUGCCUUCGGUAACGAAGUACAUCUGGACCGUGGGGGGUAUCUCAUGAAGUUCUGCGGGUACGAGACGGUAUCCUUCAUCAUUAUCAUGGCGCUCGCUGGCCUCGUGCUCUGGCUGCCAUUGGAGACGUGGCAGCGUCAGGCGUUAUUUUACUGGAUCCGAACUGCCUACGGACUCUUCUCGUUCCCGUUUCUGGCAUUCAAAAUCCCUGUAUUGGCGAAUGUUUUGAUGCACACGCGACAAAUGGGGUACAAUGAACAAGGAGAUACCGUCAGAUUCGCUGUCAAGAAGCGACUUGAGUGA
Molecule: messenger RNA, 1538 nt
Organism: Phytophthora infestans T30-4
Lineage: Eukaryota; Oomycota; Peronosporomycetes; Peronosporales; Peronosporaceae
Exons: 4
Coding region: 30-1538 (502 amino acids)
Source: RefSeq, a predicted model, not a curated record